Carcharodon carcharias (great white shark) is the source of this 1390-nucleotide messenger RNA. Its product is annotated as U7 snRNA-associated Sm-like protein LSm10. Gene Ontology annotation, molecular function: U7 snRNA binding; histone pre-mRNA DCP binding. The coding region runs from base 196 to 561 and encodes 121 amino acids. The record is from RefSeq and is a predicted model, not a curated record. The transcript has 2 exons. Gene Ontology annotation, biological process: mRNA 3'-end processing by stem-loop binding and cleavage. NCBI's taxonomy places the organism in Eukaryota, Metazoa, Chordata, Chondrichthyes, Lamniformes, Lamnidae. Gene Ontology annotation, cellular component: nuclear body; cytoplasmic U snRNP body.
GACGGGGCCUUCUAAAGGAGGAUGUCUGAGGUGGGCGCUGUUUAAAUCGGCGGUAAAUAACUCCGGGGCUAAUUGGUGACCAGUUAGGAGCUGCUGCUUGUUUAUUGGGAUGCAGUUCUAUCAGUGGACCUGUUUGAGUUGGGCUUGAUCUUUCUCUUCCUUUCAGCCAAUGAUACAGAGUUGUGAGUGAGCACCAUGUCGUUGAGCCACUCCAUUAAAGAACGCACAAUUGCAGAGAACAGCCUCAUUAUCCUCCUUCAGGGAGUGCAUGGCCACAUCACCACCGUGGACCUCAGGGACGAGAGCUCUGUGAGGGGGUGCUUUGUUAACGUUGAUGCGUUCAUGAAUAUCCGACUAUCUGAGGUGACGUACACUGACAGGUGGGGUAGAAUGUCGCACCUGGACAACUUUUUUGUGACUGGCAGAAACGUACGUUAUGUUCACAUCCCAGACGAGAUCGAUAUCAUCGAAACCAUCCAGAGUCAGUUGCAGAAAAUCCAUCGAGUACGCAACUUUGGGGGGAAAGAUCGAGGGAGAAGAGAAUUCCCAUCAAGAAAAUAACAAUGUGUUGAUCCCAGAGAUAUAGCAUCAGAACCAUGUGCUGGAUGUGGGGAAUAAGGGAGAAUAUCAGCAUUGGAUUAUGUAUGUGAAUAUAAAGGAGGUAUCAAGACUGAGUGGCAUUGCAUGGUACAGGGGUGCUAUUGGGACUGGGUGACAUUGGGGUGGCUAUUGGCAUUGGGGGGGCCAGCUAUUGGCACUGGAUGGUGUUGAGGUGACUAUCGGCACUGGGUAGCGUUGGGGGCUACAUCUAUUGGCACAAGGUGGCAUUGGGGUGUGUCUUUUGGCACUGGAUGACAUGGGGGUGACUAUCAGCACUGGAUGGCGUUGAGGUGGGCGGGGGGCACUAUUAGGGCUUAGUGGCAUUGUGGGUACCACUGGACUGGUCAGUGUACAUGGAAUGAGGUCUGCCUCACCACCACUGCAUGACUACUGAUCGGGACAAGCUGCACCGCCAAAUUGACUCACUAGAUAUAAUCCUCAUCUUCGAGUUGGAAGGCUGUAGCUUGUAGCUCCACUGAUAAUAUGCGGGCCUGCAUUCCAGAGUAGUACUGAGAGAGAGCUGAGUUGUUGAAGAUGCUCUUCUUUGUAACUUUAAAUCACAGUACCAUCUGCUUGUUUUUGUGCUUCAUGUGGACAGGACAGUUCCCUUGGCAGUACGGGAAGAACACUAAGUACUGAUUCCAGUACAGAGUCUUAACCAGCAGCAUCAACACCUUUCCAGCUUGGGAUCUUGCUGUGUGGAGAGCAGCUGCUGCAGCCACUACAGAAGCAUUUUGUAAUAUAUCUGUAAUGUGUGACAAGAUGAAAUAUAAAUGCAGGUUCUCUCUCA